Messenger RNA from Raphanus sativus (radish), 1101 nucleotides. Its product is annotated as suppressor of disruption of TFIIS. The transcript has 7 exons. The record is from RefSeq and is a predicted model, not a curated record. Lineage: Eukaryota; Viridiplantae; Streptophyta; Magnoliopsida; Brassicales; Brassicaceae. The coding region runs from base 112 to 903 and encodes 263 amino acids.
AUAUUUCCUCUUCCUAUAACAUCAUUUCUCAAGUCUACUGUUUUCUCUCUUCUGUUAUUUGAGCCAUUUCCUCUUCUUCCAAACCCCCAGAUCUCGGCAGUCUUUAGAAAAAUGAAAUCUGUGAACAGUUCUACACUAAGAUAUGAAUGUCUCCUCUUUGAUUUGGAUGAUACUCUUUAUCCAUUAAGCUCUGGUUUAUCAGAAGCAUGCACCAACAACAUCAUAGAAUUCAUGGUUGAGAAACUUGGGAUAGAUGAAGAUGGAGUAGUUGAACUAAACCAAAUUCUCUACAAGAAAUAUGGAACUUCAAUGGCUGGUCUUAAGGCUGUAGGUUAUGAAUUCGACAAUGAUGAGUACCACAAAUUUGUUCAUGGAAGAUUACCUUAUGAAAACCUUAAACCAGACCCGGUUCUGAGAAAUCUCCUCCUUCGCCUACCUUUACGAAAAUUGGUUUUCUCGAACGGAGAUGAAGUUCAUGUGACGAAGGCUCUAAAGAGACUCGGCAUCAAAGAUUGUUUUGAGAGAAUCAUAAGCUUCGAGUCCUUGAAUCCUAAGGUCAACGAGACUGAGGUUUCUCUCGAAGAUUACCUUCCAGAGAUUCCGGUUAUCUGUAAACCAGCAGAGAUUGCUUUCGAGAAAGCCUUCCACAUUGCACAACUCAAUCCUCAGACAACCUUGUUCUUUGACGACAGUAUCCGUAACAUCCAAACCGGAAAGGCCAUGGGUCUCCAUACAGUCCUGGUUGGUAAAUCGGAAAAAGUGGAAGGAAGUGAUCACGCCUUAAAAAGCAUUCACAACAUGAAAGAAGCCUUUCCGGAAUUAUGGUCGGAAUCCAACAACAAAGAAUCUGAAAGAAUUGGUUACGCCACACAAAUCUCGAUUGAAACUUAUGUUCAUGCUUAGUUUUACAUGUUUUGUGUAGUUUCUGAAGAAGUUUACAUCUAAUUAUAUAAACUAAUGUAUAAUAAAAUAAAAUAUCCAACAUAUACGCCGUUCAUUGUUGCGGCAACGGUUGGUAUAUAUGGUGUCUAGCUAUGUAUUUGUGUGUGUUUUUUUUGUCAAACUGUAUCAAACAUGGAAGCAAGUUUGGUUUUUUAUUUU